GUAAUUAACCUCUUUAUUGUCAUUGUCCCCUUUCAGCUCCAGAAUUCACCAAAAAACUUUGUUUAUUAAUUAGUUUAAUUAAAAUAACAUUAUUUAUCGUAUGUUGGGCAUCUGGAGAUGAUGAUUGACAUCUGCUUUGUCUUUAAACAAUAAAAAAUGUGAUAGUAAACUUUUUACGUCGAAUGUCUGACAAUUUUUGGUGGGACAAACAAAGGAUUUUCAAUCUCCAUCAACAACUUCAGCUUUCCUGGCAGGAUAAAUGGUAUCACUCCAUCAAAAGGUCAUUUGUUAUUCCCCAAAUCACCGAAAUAAACAAUAACAAUGAAAAAAUGUUACUUCAGCCUCCGAAAAUCAGGAAAAAUCUGCUAUUUUCACUCGUCCAAAGCCGGAUUUUUCAUUCCAUAAAAAUAUUAAACGACACAAAACAACAAUUUUCGUUAUAAACAAAUGGAAAAUCAGCUUUUCUGCGUUUGUUAUUCAACAAAACAUUUUUUUAUUCAUCGAAUGUUUGUGGGUACGACCCACCAGGUGCUUUUUACCACCCCCCACCCAUUUUGAGGUCCGCCAUUUUGGAUUAUGUCGCCAUCUGGGGAGGAAUGCGUUAAUUAACGAUUUUUUAUUUUCUCGUGGACGGCGGAGUAAAGGGUCCUAAUUUAUUAAAAUAGUUACGAAUUAUUCGCUCGUGUCCUGGUGAAUAAAUUGUCCCAGCAGCUGAUGCCCUAAAUGAACUUCUAGGAUGAGUUCACUCCAGCAAACAGGUCGAUUCCUCCCAUUCACGAACAACAAUAUCCAACGUAAACAAUUAUCCACUCAAGGGCUUCCCCAGAGCUUGAGUGGCAGUGACACUGACGUGUCCACCUCCAACGAGAACCUGAGCAACGAGGAGAGGUAUGUGAUACGUCAUACAGCUAGACAGGAGCCCCAGGGGCAGGAGAAUCAGCAGCAGAGUCCAUCGAGAUCAUCGAGUCAUAAAGAAAAUAUACCAAAUAUCCAGGGCACGAUAAUCCCUCGAAACAGCCUGAAGGACACCCUGGGCUCAUCAAACCGCAACAGUCUCAAGGAAUCCCUGACUGGAUCCAACCGCAACAGCCUGAAAGACAGCAUCAACGGCUCCAAUCGCAACAGCCUCAAGGACAAUCUCAGUAAUCGCACAAGUGUCGGCUCAAAUCGCAGCAGUCUCGACAUAUCCACCAGCUCCUACAACACCCUCAUCAUUCACAACGCCAAUGACGACAGCACCUGGUCACCAUCCGGCAGAUUAUCAUCAAUAGUACGUGAUCCUGGUGACAUGGGCUACCUUUUCUGUGACACAGGUGUCAAGGGCCACUCCACCAGCCCCAUCAUGCAAUCCCUCUCCACCCUACCCCAGGAAGAUCGUUACUACGACCCCACAAACAGCUGCCAGGAGAUAACCGACAUCCCAGACGAUUAUUUGAAUCAAUCCCAGGUGCUGAAGCACCUGGCGAAGGAGGUGAAGCCAAGAAAAAAUCAAAAUCACCAGGAUUUUGUCGAUCAUUCGUCAUCCAGACCAACAACGAUCCUAAAUCCCUUGAAAUCAAAGCACCGCAUGCUGGGUCCAACUGAAAAACUCACCCUAUCCAGAUCCCAACCUGAUUUAUCACGUCUAGAUCGUCUAGAUCACGACAUCUACGAUCCCCCAUCCCCCAGACCCCAUCCAAAAGGUCGUGAGGAGAUUGAGAGGACCUCCACCGAGAUCUGGCCGCCAUCAGAAAUGAUUCAGCUCGUCAUUCAGGAGAACAGUUCCCUAAAACUCGAACUAGAACGAUGUUACAAUAAGGUAUCAAAGUCCCAGAAGCUUGAGCUGGAGAUAUCGAAGGUCCAUCGUGCUCAUGAAGACCUGGCAGCGUCGUGUGAACGUCGGGAGAAGCUCGAACGUGCGGCAAGAUUACGACUCCAGAAUGACGUGAGACGAUUAACCGAAUUAAAUCGCGCCCUGAGGGAUCAGAUUGAUUUACUCACCACGAGAACUGACACCACAAUUGUCGAGUCCAUGAAGAAGGAGCUAACCCAACGAGAGCUUCUGAUUGGCCAAUUAAUCACUCAGAAUAAGGAACUAGCAGCAGCGAAGGAACGUCAGGAAAUUGAACUUGCUGCACAGAGGGCGACACUCCAAGAACAAAGAACUCAUAUUGAUAUACUUGAUACGGCACUGACUAAUGCACAGGGUAAUGUUGUGAGGCUUGAGGAGGAGUCGAGGAAGAAGCAGGUGUAUGUUGAUAGGGUGGGACAGUUGCAGAGGGCGUUGUCAUCGUUGCAGGCGUCGUCUGAUAGGCGUGAGGAGACGGAGAGACAGUUGAGGGGACAACUUGAGAGGGAAUUGAGGGAGGGUGGUGGUGGUGGUGGUGGUGGUGGGGGUGGGGGAUUGUGUGGGGGUGAUGGGGGUGUUGGGGAGAGUUUGGUGGAGUUGAGGAGGAGAGUGAGGGAGAGGGAUGAGAAGAUUAUGUCGCUUGAGGGAGAUGUGGCCAAGUGGGAGCAGAGGUAUUUGGAGGAGAGUGCGUUGAGGCAGGCUGCUAUUGAUGCUGCGAGUCUUCCCAAGGAUGCGAAAAUCGCUGCUUUGGAGAAGACCAGUCAGGACGCGGAGAAGCUCAUCGCCGAGGCGAGAUCCGAGAAAAUGAGGCAUCUCGACGAAGUCCACGCGGCCCACAAGAAACUAGCUGACCUUGAAUCCAGGAUGAAGGAUCUGGAGUCAAAACUCGCUGAGAGAGACGCGAUGAUUCGUGUCCUUCAGAAACACACGUAUGAUAAGGACAGCAGCAGCAGCAGUGGAGUCUGUAGUUAUCCAGCUGGACAUUCCUCUCACUCUAGUACAUCAGCAGAUCAUCCGGGUAUCACCAGUACACCAGAGCUCGUUCGUAUGUCAGGUGGCAGCAGUGUUCUGGGUGGUGGUGGGGGGUAUGGUAGUGCUACCACUUAUGGGGUGACUGACAGCUACAAGUACAGGAAACAGGGUAGCUUUGAGGAGACCAACAAGAGCCUCGAUGAUCAACUUAAGGAGCUUGAUUCACAGCUGCUCAGCAAGCGGGCACUUUGCUGUUUUCCAGGAUUCUCUAAUCCAGGCACUGCGUCGAGAAAAGGAAAAAUACCCAAGUCAUUAUUGGCGAGUGUAGAUUGUCCAGGUACAAGUGGAGGAACGAGUAAGAGUCGUUUGUUGGAUGAUACUGGAACUGAUGGUGUUAUCAUUGAUUAUGGAGUGAUAAAAGGUACAGUAUCGAGACUGUCCGAUGGUAAACCCGAGGAUAUGAUGCUCUUGGAGAAGCAGGGAAGGUCUUCGCAGAGACAGAGGAUGCAGGAGGGAGAGAUGAGACGUGCUGGUAGUUUACCACCGAGUUCACUUCCACGACCACCACGAACCCUCAAAUCAACAUCACGUUAUUGUCGUCUGAGUGAUGGUGAGACGAGGAAAAAAUCGGAUCCAGGUCCUGGGGUGGAUUCUGGGGUGAAGGGAAGGGAUUCGGGGAAUUGUACACUGGAAUAUGGAAGAUUUGAUGUGAAGAAUCAGAGGAAAAAGAGGCUGGAGGGGUGUGGUCAGUCGACGAGUAUGAAAAAGCCAUCUGGUGGUGAUUACGAGAGACUGGGGGAUACGAAGAAGUUGGUGGGGGUUGAUGUGAAGCACAGGGAGAUGCAGGGCAGGUCCCUGAUACCACCCACACGGAGAAUUGGUGAUUAUGGGAGGCUCAGUGAUGGAGAUGGUAAAGCCAGUCUCAGGAAACAGGUGGGAAUGUCCAGGGGUCUCAGCACUGGGAGUACAGUGUCCACGAAGAGUGGGGGAAGGGACUCAGGGGGGGCAGCUAGUGAUGUGUCGAUAUCGAGUCUUCCACCGGCAAAAGGCAGGUCAAUACCACGUCCUAAUUAUCGAAUUCAGUUCUGACUAUGAUGUGCCAGGAGGUUAUGUGAUGAUGGAGAUGGUGGGGGUAAAUGUCUAGUAUCAUCCCCCCACGGAAUUUCGAUCCGAUUAUUUUCAGUGUCAAUAGAUUUCGACCUCCUCAUAACGAAUUUGCAAACCGUUUUUUGGGGAAACAAUUAGCUUCCACAUAACGUUGAAAUUUGUAUACCACUCUCUGCAUUACCUAGGGACACGUCGUGGACGUGACGGUUGACGGCCCCAACACAACACAUGUUGGUACAUUUAGAGACAAUGGACAAUACAAAGAGAUGUUAUAAUUGGUAUUCACUCACCCAGGCGCAGUUAAUCCCUCCAGAGGUGAACAUAUUCUUUUACCUUAAACGUCUUGUGUUGAUGAUAAGUGUAAUCUUCCACCACUGCUCACUUCUAGCAGCAAAUUCAAUAUAUAAAAGAGAAUUUAAAUUUGUUUACACUAUUAUCAACUUAGACGAUGGCUGAUCUUUAUUCCUUUUGGGUACGGCUAUCCCCGGGAUCACCUUGAGUUAUUGUAGAUUUAAAUUCACGUGUGUAAUGUUUGGCCAUUGUUUCCAAAUAUUGUGUCACUCUAUCAUGGAAUGAUACCCUCCUCUUAAACAUGAAUUCACACAGAUACCUUUGGUAGUGGUCUUCACUUGUGCCGUACCUCUGGAGUUGUCCUUUGGUCUCUCCAUGAUCUCUCAAUAUUUUGUGUGUGAACAUGUGUCACAGGAUUCACGAAAUUGAUUGAGUGGUUUACUGUGAAGUGAUGAAAUCCUUCAUAGGGCACGUCACCUCUCUCAGUAACACUUUAUGUUCACGUAAGAAUUCAACUAGCACUUCGUAAUUCUCACUAACUGCGAAGAUCUCACUGAGCUUCAUGUUAUUCAAUUCGCGUUGCAUUCUGUACUGAUAGAGGAAUCACUUUAAGACUCCUGAUAGCCUCAGAACUCGUCGAGUUUGCCUAGUUCUCCUUGUACACAAGGAUCAGCACAAUCGUCGGUAUAAUUCCCGGGGGGGCUAUAGUAGACAUUUACCUCGAAUUGUCGUCGAAUAACGUGCACCACGCCAUAAUAACUGAGUAUUUUAUCUGAUUUUUUUUUUUACGUCGAAAUGACACCAUCACAGGCCAUAAUCAUUAUCGUACCCAGGAGGUGGUUAAGGUAGAGUUUAGGAUGAACUAGUCAUUACCAAAGUAACAAAUAACUUCUUUGUUCUAUUGAUAAAAUCACGUCAUUCGUUUUCAUAAUUUUUUUUUUUAAUGUCAGGAGAGUUUUUGGGUCGUUGGAACGUGGGUCAAUCACCCGGUGAUGAUGUCGAUGGGAUUUUAGGGGGUAAAUACCUGGGGUGUGGGGGGUGUGCCUUAAAUAAUCAGUCAAAUCUGAUCCUGAACUAGAGUAGAACUCCACAAGACUGAAAAAUACUUGAAAAUCUGAACGUCAAUCAACCAAAGUGUCGAUCCCUGUUUUGUUUAAUAAUUUUUUUCUUAAUUAUUAUGAUUAUAUAUUCAGUUUUAUCGGUUAUUAAUGAUGAAAUGACUAGUGAUGUUGUUCAAUAUUUAUUGGGGCUUGUGGUGAUACAUCUGGGGAUGUCGGAACGUCCUGGUGGUCGUUUAUUGGUGAUCUGAGGGUGCGGUAUAUUAAACAUUUUUUUUUUUUCUGAUUGUGAUGUAGCAAUUAGCGUAGGGAAAUUAGACAGUUCAUUUGUUUCUCCUGUUGUUUGUACUGUUUCUCAUGUGACAAUUGUACCCACGGGGGUGGGGGGGGGGGGGGGGGUGGGGUGAUGGGAUCUGUUGUCCAGGAAAUUGGCGACAAAAAUGGCGACUCACUUUGAUAACGUCACAGGGAGCACUAAAUCGAUGGGAUAAACACUGAUAAAACUGUCGAACCUCAAUUUUUGUUGUUGAUAAGUGGAAAAUUAUUGAUAACAUUUGGAAACGACAUGAGAAGCUGUUUCUGAUUCACCAAAAUGACGGCCAUUUUCCCCACUCGAUGAUGGGAGCCGCCAUAUUGUUUAGGAAAUUUUCUAGACGACAGAUUCUAUCAUUAAAGAUGGCGGACGUUAGCGACUGGGCCAAAUAUUCAUUAAUUAAUAUUUCAGUGUUCUAGAGUCGCUGGGGACGUGGGGGGGAGGUUAAUUAGGAUCAAGAACAGCUUUAACGUUUGCUCUCUAUUUUUGAUACAGCCAAAUUUGAUCGUAAUCUAGAUAAAAUUUGAUAUCUCAUAUUCAGUGAGUCAAGAUGGCGACAGAAAGGUAAAUUUUUUGGUUAAAAGAUGAAAAUCUCGAAAUAAAAUGGGACAAAGGGUUUUCACCCCUCACUUAUCGGUCCCAAAAACCGUUAAUUAAUCACUAAUCAUCAUUCGAUUGAUCGUCAGUGACGAUUGUUCAUUCGAUACAUCAAAUUUUGUAAUACUCGUACAAAAAAACAUUUUUAAAAUGCCAGAUGGGCUAGAAAAUAGACAGUAAUCGUGUGUAAUCACUCGAUAAAUUGUGUCUGUGUGUUAGCUUUAAGUGAAGGAGAAUUAAUUGACGAUUAAUAUCCACCAUUGUAACGUUUUAAUGAAUGAAAGCUUUCGAUAAAUGAGAAAUAUGGAAAAUAAUGCUAAAGAUUAGUUUAAUGUAAAGAAAAAAAUUAUGAGAAAUACAGAGUCUGUUGUGAA
Messenger RNA from Diachasmimorpha longicaudata, 6540 nucleotides. RefSeq names its product angiomotin-like protein 1. The transcript has 8 exons. Gene Ontology annotation, cellular component: bicellular tight junction; cytoplasmic vesicle; plasma membrane. The record is from RefSeq and is a predicted model, not a curated record. The coding region runs from base 737 to 3889 and encodes 1050 amino acids. Gene Ontology annotation, biological process: regulation of cell migration; actin cytoskeleton organization. Lineage: Eukaryota; Metazoa; Arthropoda; Insecta; Hymenoptera; Braconidae.